UCAGCCUGUGCCAUUUGUUGGUUCAUAACAACGGAUCUGUAGGUGGACAGAGGGGUGACACACGUUGCUGCACUAUAGUUAUCAGACGGUCAGCAAAGUUGCCAGUGACUCUAUUUACUCAGAAGAGUGUUUCGUUUCAAAACUGACAUUUCCCUAAUGGGGACACAAUCCCUUCUCAAGUCAACUGGUUGGGCCCUUUAAACUAUAACCAGAUACACUAGUAACAAGUCGCGUAGUAAAAAAAUCCAAGCUCUACGGAAUUGCAUAUGAGAUACACUCGCUCUAUGCGCAAUAUUAUUUAGUAUGUACCGAUCCGCAACACUGCUGUCAUUAUUUUGAAGCGGUCGCUAAUUUGAGCGCACGUUUCUCAAGGGGCCCGUGAGCUCGUUGAUAGAUUAGACCGGAGUAGAGUUGGAUCUCACGAAUCGGCACCUGCUCAGAGUACGGUGUGCAGAGAGCUACGACACACCAUCCAAUUUCUGUGUGUGUGCAUCAUCACAGGACAGCAUCACUCACUUCUUGAACGUGUGGAGUAGAGAGACGCGACGUCUUAUAGAUUCAUCUCCCAUACUUAUCAUUGUGGGACUGGGUGCAGUCCGGAUACUACCACCACCAUGCCUCGUUCAUUCCUCGUCAAGAAAACUAAGCACACCACCUCAGUGAUUGCAAGGAACAUUUCUAUCGAGGCGUCGACUCCGAUCUCACCGUCUCACUUUGGAGGAGUUAGUGUGCGUCUUAAUAAUGGUUACAUCCAUGACAUUAUCCCAUCACCCACAGCAUCACCACCAGAAACACCCACACGUACAACCAUCCUCGACGAAACGUCAUCCGUUUGCGAAUCAGCGUCCGUUUGCGAAUCCUCAUCCCUAUGCGAUUCGCCCAUAUCUGUGGACCUACUCGAGCAAGUGCAACAGCAACCGGGCCGUUUCCUGAGUCCACCGACCAGUCCCAAUCAGGUAUUUCUGUCGUAUGAUGCUUUCCUCGUAACAGAUGGCCGAUCGAGACGACGUAAUGGGACCACACCAGUGGGUACCAUCGAUCCGAAUCGGCCCAAGUACAGAUGCAACGAGUGCGGUAAGGAGUACGCCACAUCCAGCAAUCUGUCACGACACAAACAAACACACCGAAGUCUGGAGAGCAACCUGGCCAAGAAGUGCGACCUGUGUAAUAAAGUCUACGUCAGUAUGCCCGCCCUGGCCAUGCAUGUGCUGACCCACAACCUCAAACACAAGUGCACGAUGUGCAACAAAUCCUUCAGUCGCCCCUGGCUGUUGCAGGGUCACAUGCGAUCACACACAGGGGAGAAACCAUUUGGGUGCGCUCAUUGUGGUAAAGCGUUCGCCGACCGAUCAAACCUGAGGGCUCACAUGCAAACACAUUCGGCGUUUAAGAAUUACAGAUGUAAGAGAUGUGACAAGACUUUCGCGCUUAAAUCGUACCUGAAUAAACAUUAUGAGUCUGCCUGUUUCAAGACAGACGAGAUGGGAUUGUUGCAGUGUUCGGAUGACUGCGAAGAUUUCCCGAAGAGUCCCGAUUCAUUGGCAUAGGUACUGACACUGUGUGAAGAGCAAAAUGCCGAAUGAGGGCGGAACUUGCCGAACAUUAACGAGUCGGCAUCAACAAACAGUGAAAACUGAAAAAUCGAACAAGUAUUACUGAACUCUUCGUCAAGCCAAGUCCACUUUUUGACGGAAUCUUGCCACUUCACAAAGUCAUGUUCUUCAAUUUUUAUAAAUUAUUAUAAAACACCUGCAUGCACAAAUAGUUUUCCAGUAACCGUAUUUUCCUAAAACUACAUGUUUUAUAAAACUGUAGGGGGAGAGUUAUAUUGGGGUUUAAAGAGUAGUCUUCCAAAGUGUACACUAGUAUCACGUCUACUAAAAAGCAAUGACCUAUUAGUCUCAAACACCAUGUUUUCAUUAUUCUUUUUUUCAAGUCGGUGUUCAUUUAUUUUGUCAUCAUCAGUCGGUUGAGCCAUGUAGAAAUAAUCGGAAGUAAAUUAGACAUUUUUUGUAAGGGUUGGACGUCAAGAAGUGAUCUAGACUGCAUUUCAAGUCGCUUCAUUGCCCAGCCAAAUUGUUCUAUUACGUCUCAUUGGACGUGAAGAUCUCAAUUCACGAUUGCAAGGGGGUAGUCAGACGGAAGAAACAGUACCGUAGUCUCGUUUCCAGUAUGUCUUCUUAUUACAACACCGUCGCAAUCAUUUUCAGAAAAACCAUGAGAUUCAAAAAUUCAUUCGAGCUGAAAAUAGUACAGUGUAGAAUUACUGCAAUAUAAUAGAGAUUUUGUACUAUUAGGGUUAUAUGAAUACCCUUAACAUUCCACAAGUGUAUUAGAUUUUUCUUUACACUACUUCACUAACAAAUGAGCAUAUGGCUAAUUGGAAAUGGCAGGUUUGAAAUUGGAUUCGCGCCAUAUGAGAAAAUGAUGUAUCUUUAUCAAUUGUGCGUCUGCCAACAAUAGAAAGGAUACAAAAAAUCACGCUUAACACAUGUCAUUUAUACCUACAAAAUAUUUUAUUCAUGUGUUAUUUUGUUGAAAGUGCAAUAGUUCAGUUUAAAAUGUAAACCCCUCCAUUGAACCGAGGCAGUAAUAAUUCGUAAUUAAGGAUUGUGUAGCCCGUUAAUAAUCAGGGCCCGAGUUAAAAGCACACACGAUGUCAUGUAAAACCCACUAUUGAAUUGAUGCAGUAAUAGUUCAUGUCUACCCAAUUGAUGAUUGUGUAGCCCAUUCCUAAUCGGGCCCCAAGUUAGAAUAACACAAGCUAGAGAGUAACUGUGUACGUUUGAGGAAUUUCUGUCGGCAGAUGGCAAACGAUUAUAACCAAGGCAGCAAUAACGCUCAUGGAAGUAAAUACAGUUCAAUUUGUGUCAUGAUAAAUUGUGUUCAGGAAAAUUAUGCACUGAUUUAGAAGGAGGUUGUGGGAUAAUGGAGCUCUCAACAGCAGUUAGGUCACCACCUCAUGUUUCAUUUAUUUAUUUAUUUAUUUCUUUUAUUUUAUUCGAAAUCCAACAGUGGAUACUCGCCAUAGGCAUCAUUUAAAAAAUAGAUGACGAUUACAAAAGUACACAACAUGUCCGAAAUGUCUCAUUUGGAUUAAUUUUGUUUUCACUCCCGAUAAUGGCCAGUAUAAGAAUUUAUAUUUUUUGUUUUCUGAAAGUUGUCUUGGAUGUAGGACGAUUUAAGUAUUAAUACAUCUUUAGAUGCUUUCCAUUCAAAGAAAUUAUCAACAAUAUAAAUGAACUUAUCGUAAAGACACAAUUGUUAUCAGUAUUUGAAUGCACUACUGGCUUAUCGUUGUCAGAAGACGGACUUGACUUUUCACAGAUUUAUUUUUUAACCUUCCUUUUUAACCAUUUUAAAGAUGUUUAGGCUGGGAUGUGUGAGACACUCUGGUCCUGCCUUCUUCUGAUCUUCUUAAAAGCAGGCAAAAUGCCCACUCCCGUUUUUUAUCUUGUCUUGACAAUCAUUUCAACGUAUUAUCUUUUUUUUUUAAUGAAAAAGUUGACUUGAAUUACUCCAAAGUUCUUAAAUUAUGACGAUGACAAUUUUGUUUCCACACUGAACUGAUAUUAUGUUAAUGGUUUCUCUCGGGCAAUUACUAUACCAUGUAGAGAUCAUUGUUCACAAAUAAACACAGAGUAUCUAAACACACUCACUGGUGCCUGCCGCAAAAUCACACUCUCACCACCAAACAACUCGAAAUAUAAUUAUAAACACUUGACAAGGAUGGUCACUAAGUACAUCAGUAUUAUCCUGUGAUAUUAUUGACAAUUAUUUAUAAUCAUUUCUACUCAUCACACACGGCAAACACAAGCGUCACCGAGUAAGACUUGCAGUGUGUGUCAAGUCAACAUGUGAACACGCUCUACGACAGCACUUUAACCGGGGUCCCUUGCUAAACUUUACCAUGGUUGUAAAAUGUUACAAGGAUGACAAUUGUUUACAAGGGAACUUGGACAGGAAAUUUGUUUUUCGUCCUUUUUCACACAAAGUACAAUUUUACAACCAACAAUUUAGCAAGGGACCCUUGCUAAUUUACUCUCGUGUGAAAGGGGCUUUAUUUACAUUAAUUGCAUCAUAUUUCCACAUUCGGUUAAUGCAUAUCAAGAGUCCUCUCUCGAAUCUUAAUAAUGCCCGUUUCACACGAGAGCAAUUUAGCGAGGGUCCCUUGCUAAAUUGUAGCAUGGUUGUAAAAUAUUAAAAAAUGCACCUCGUGUGAAAGGACAAUAAUUUUUUUCUACUGUACAAGUUCUUGUCAUACAGUGCUGCAUUUUACAACCAUGCUAAAAAUUAAGCACGGUACCCCAGUUACAUUGCUGUCGUGUGAAUAGCACUUUACAAGUCUAGAAUCACACUGGGGUAUUAAGGGGGUAAUUAAAUAAAACUUAAGGGUUAAAAUGAGAUUGGGAAAAAGGAGUAUCGCCUGGGAUUUUGCUGAUGUCAAGUUGGAACCAUUAUCUGCCUCGUACCCAACGCGCAAGCCGGUGUGAUUAUUACAGGCUGGCGGGGUUGGGUGAUAGGGAUAGCUUUACGUCGAAUCGGAAAUGAGUGAGAUGUGUUGAAUUUGACUUGGAGGGAUUUUUGCGGCUAGCUGGGAGAUCAAGCUUCGGCUGGGGUAUAUCAGUUUUUGCUCUGAGGAUCCUUGAUACCUCACCUGGAGACUAAAACUGAGACAUGACAAAUACUGCAAUCAGGGUUAAAAAAAACUUACUAAUUUAAAAGGAAAUUUAGAAGACGAAAGAAGGGAAGACUAGUAUUACUGGUAUGCAUUCAUAACAUCAAAAUAAUAAUCCAUCUGUUUUGUUUAGCCUAAAGAAAACAAGUUCAUGUCAAUUUGAGUCAAAUAAAAAAUAAAAACAUCUAAUUAUUAUUUCUCAUACAGAAUAUUUCAGAAAAUCAAAAUACUAUUAGCAACCCCCUCUAGGCUAAGUAGAAUGGAUGCAACUUACGGAUGAUAAAUUGUUUUUUAAUAGAGCAUAGGUGCUGCAGGUUUGAGAAGCAGCCAUGAUAUAUUAUGCACUGAUUGGCAAGUGCCAAGUAUAAUCAACAUCUGGUCUUUAGUUAUCAUGAGUGAAAAGUGAUGAAAAACCAGCACUGGGCCAAAUUUCAUAGAGCUGCUUAAGACGAGUAGUUUGCUUACACAUGUUGUGCUUAGCAGAAACUAGCAGGAUUCUAGUCACAAAUUGUGCACGUGAACAUGGGAUUUUGUACGUCAACCUUAUUGUGGUAAGCAUGUCUUUGUUUGGGCUUAGCUACUUUUGUGCUUACGCAGCUAUAUGAAACUGGGCUAUGCGAUAGAAAAAAAAUGAUUAACAUCCUAAAAUAUUUAUUGAUUCAUUGGGGAUUCUUGAUUCAACCAAAUUGUGAUAAAUCAGUUCAUGAUAUUAUCAAAUGUGAAGAUUUAUUUUUGUUUGUUUGUACUCAUUAAGAUAUAAGUGGUAUUCUUGAAAUCGUUGAUGUGGUUUAUUUGGAACUUCAUCACUUAAUUACAAAUGACAGUGCAAUCGUCAAUUAACACAACUUGUUUGUUAUAAAUGUGACCAAUAUACCUAUAAUAUCGUUCAGAUGGUAUCCAUCCAAGUUCCUAUUUUUAUUUUACUGAAAUUUCUUACGGAUGUAUGUAUUUUAUUUAUUACAUUAUGUCAUGUAUUGUUUGAACAUUCCAUAUUUUCCGGAGUCAAUUUGCAUACACAUACACAAACGUGCAGUCGUACACUGUGCAAUAUUUGUUUUGUUCUUUUACAAUGAUUGAUGUUUUUUCUCUAACAAUAAACCAGAGCUCAAUUUAGAAUAACCUCUUGCAAGAAAAUGAAUAUGUUAAUGAGGGAAUAUGCAGUAUGGGUGAAUAUUUUUUUACAAUAGAUCUUGUGGCCACACUUCGGCAGUGACAGACCUUGUAUUUCAUCACUGUAUAAAUAAUUCAUAUGGUAAAUUAUUGAUUUGCUUUAUUUGAGCAGGUUGGCGUAAUUGAACUUUUGGAACUUUAAUUAUUCUACAGUUGGUGGAGUCUGUAUCUGAACGACAAAACAAAUUAUUUGUGCACAGUUGUUGCUAUAAUAUUUACUUCUGUUGUUGUUGUUGUUGUUGUUUUGGUCAUUCCUCAGACUUGCAUGAUCCUUAAAUUUGACGAAAACAAUUUUUCCUGUCAAAAUAUUUUCUUAUUUCACGACAGCAAUUGUUUCAUUCGAUACUUAGUUUCACCAUGUAGUUUUGAUGUGUUAUUUUUCCGAACUGUAAUUUAAACAAUGUGCAAUACGAACAACGGUAGAUAUUCAAUACCAAAAGAUCAAAAACAUAUGUGUAAUGUACAUCCCAGAAUUUCUAAUUUUGAACACAGUAGACUAAAUGUGCAAUGGAUUAAGCAUUUUUAGCUCAAAAUCAAAGUCUGUUUUAACAUUUAGUUGUUGAUUAUGCACAACAGUUAUUUUUCACUGAUCACAGAUGUAUUUAUGGAGAGAGGGGGGGGGGAGGUCUGGAACUAAAAAACCUCCAUUACCUAAUUGAAAUUCAGACCUUGAUCAAACAAUAUCAGCACGGACGAACUCUCGACUUCCCUGCGACAGAUUAACGAUACCCUUGUCAUUAUUUUCCCGCCCAAAAUCCAUCGACAGACUUUGUGUUCGCCUUCACCUUGCCUGGGUCAAAAAUAUGGUUUCACAAUCAGUUGAUAAACGCGGAUUUGUUGCGUGAAGGUUGCCACGCAUCCGAGACCUUCCCAUCAAGUCUCGCCCCAUUUCCGUCUCAAAUGACUCCUACACAAGAAACGAACAAUUUCUUUUGGGAAGAUAAAUCGAGGGCGCGUCUUCAAGACCGUGAAAUUUGCCCUGAUGUAUAAAAAAUAUGCAAGGCCAAAUUUGCAUUUUGCGUACUACAUGCUUUGUCCGUGCAUAGUGGUAUCCUUUAUAUGCAAACAAUGUGUUGAUGUAUUUGCCUCGACUCUGUACAAAAACAUGCACAGUCACAAUUUGCAUUAUGAGCACUGCUAUGAUGAUGGUAUUUAAAUGCACCGGACACUAUUGGUAAUUCCUCAAAAUAAUUGUUAACAUAACAACUUACUUGGUAACAAGCAAUAGAGAGCU
This is a messenger RNA of Asterias rubens (European starfish), 7082 nucleotides long. RefSeq names its product transcriptional repressor scratch 2-like. Gene Ontology annotation, biological process: regulation of DNA-templated transcription. Gene Ontology annotation, molecular function: DNA-binding transcription factor activity, RNA polymerase II-specific; RNA polymerase II cis-regulatory region sequence-specific DNA binding. Bases 615 to 1547 code for a protein of 310 amino acids. Lineage: Eukaryota; Metazoa; Echinodermata; Asteroidea; Forcipulatida; Asteriidae. The record is from RefSeq and is a predicted model, not a curated record. The transcript is spliced from 2 exons.